CGAAGGCCCGGGUGUAGCGGCCCUUCCUGCCCGCCUGGGGAGGCGCCCAUCGCGGAACCGGGAAAGGGUGGGGACGGGCCUGGGCCAGAGACCCGCUGGGCCCAGGCAGAGCGGGCCCAAGGAGGGCGGCCAGGCUCGGCCAGGAGCCCACGUCCUCAGGCAGAGCUCCGGGCCAUUAACAAGAUUCCUGAGACCUACUCCGAGCUCGUGGCUCUCCAGGGACAUUACUUGCAAGCACCCUAUUUUGGGCAUGUUCUCAGAGUGUAAGUUCCCUGUGCCCUGGGGCCACGUGGCAGCCAAGGCCUGGGGACCCUCAGAGGGACACCCUGUGCUAUGCUUGCAUGGCUGGCUGGACAACGCCAACACCUUUGACAAGCUCAUUCCACUGCUCCCCAGAGAUUACUAUUACGUGGCAAUGGAUUUUUCUGGCCAUGGCUUGUCAUCCCACCGACCUGCAGGCUCCCCCUACCAUUUUCUGGAUUAUGUGACCGAUGUGCGCCGAGUGGUAGCCGCCUUGCAGUGGAGACGGUUCACCCUGAUGGGUCACAGUAUGGGUGGGUCUGUGGCAGGAAUGUUCUCUUUCCUUUAUCCUGAGAUGGUGGACAAGCUGAUCCUGCUGGAAAAUCUUGGCUUUCUGCUAGCUCCAGAGGACACAGAGGCAUGGCGGAAAUCAAAACGGAUGGUGAUUGACAGAUUACUGAAUCUGGAGGCAAAGCAGCAAACUCCCAAAGCACGGAGCCCCAAAGCAGCAUUGCAGAGGCUCUUAGAAGCAAACAGACAUCUGACAGCAGAGGGUGGGGCAAUCCUACUGCAGCGAGGAGCAACUGAGACACCCACUGGGCUGGUGUAUAACAGAGACAUGAGAGUCCAUACGCAAAGUCGAGAGUCCUUCACAGUGGAGCAGUGUGUGAAGCUCCUGCAGAAGAUCCAGGACCGUGUUCUUAUCAUUGUAGCACAAGAUGGACUCCUGGUACCGCACAAGCUAGACAGUGGAAAUCACUUUGUUAAAGCCCUAUUGGAGGCAUUCGAGUCUUCCCUCAAAGAGCACAUCCAGCUAGUAUCAGUGCCUGGGAGUCAUUUUGUGCACCUGAACGAGCCCGAGAUGGUGUCUGGGAUCAUCAGCAACUUCCUGACAGCACAGAACACCAGAGCCAGGCUCUAGGAAUCCCUCACUGCUGCAGCAGUCCAGGAGAACAAAGCUAAAAAGCUGGCUCUGGAGGAAUCGUCACAUUCCUACCUUGCAUCCAACAUCAGUUUCAUGAUACUGUUUUCUCAGCUUAGUUCACUGUAGGGUGGAGCAGGUCUGCCAGGUGUUCGCUGAGGAAGAGCUGAGCAAAGUGUCUCAGUUGUCAAAGGGAAUCCUUCCUUCAAUUCCAGCUCUGUAAGUAUGGGGAUAGAGGCCCACAGCAACCUUCCCCUUGCUUGCUCCUAACUUGCAGCCUGAAAUGGAGCAGGAAUACAGGCAGAGGCAUCCUCUCUGGGAGCAGCAGCACCAGCUGUAGCCUUACAAGAGAGGGGUGGCUCAUCUCACCUCCUCCCCAAGGGUGGUGUGACCAGUCUCCUCCCAGGAUUAGACCUACACAAAAAUCAGGAAAGUGUUCUGCUUCUUUGCUUUCUUCCAAGGGUACCUGAGCUCACAAGACCUCAGUAGCUCUGUUCUACCACGAGAGCUGCUGCUUUUUGGAAAAAAAAAAAAAAAAUCAGCUUAAGUGGAAACUCACCUGGGCACAGAAGGCCAUUUUAAUGAACUCCUAGGGAAUAAGUCACUAAUCCUCUAGCUGAAGCAGCUAGAACUACUAAUAACAGAAAAGUUUUCAGAGAUUAUUUCUGUCCUUCUAAAUAAAGAUUAACUGUCAUCUUGACUCUA
Molecule: messenger RNA, 1867 nt
Organism: Athene cunicularia (burrowing owl)
Lineage: Eukaryota; Metazoa; Chordata; Aves; Strigiformes; Strigidae
Gene: SERHL2
Product: serine hydrolase like 2
Exons: 12
Coding region: 251-1162 (303 amino acids)
Source: RefSeq, a predicted model, not a curated record